Molecule: messenger RNA, 543 nt
Organism: Alternaria hordeiaustralica
Lineage: Eukaryota; Fungi; Ascomycota; Dothideomycetes; Pleosporales; Pleosporaceae
Exons: 2
Coding region: 1-543 (180 amino acids)
Source: RefSeq, a predicted model, not a curated record
AUGUUCCAAACCCAGAUGCACUACUUGGCCCGUAGCGAGAUUUUCAAGACCGAGAAAGCAUUUCAAACGGACUACUCUGUCGACCAUGUCCCCGGGGCAAGAGGAUCGAACCACGAGAACGACAUCAAGGAGGUCACAGUGACCGGAAUUACAGACCCAAGCCAGUGGGACCUGAACAAGCACGGCUUCUGUAUCAUAGAAGCGGAGACAAGCCUUCGUUCCAAGGAUGCAUUCUCUCGUAAAGGCGCGUUCGAUGGGACAGAUGCCCGCGAAGAGGCAGAGAAGAAGUAUUGGUACGAGAUCGAAGCCAUCUUGCACGAGAGGUUUCCAGAAUAUUCUCGAAUCGAAAAUUACGAUUGCACUAUCCGCAAGAGAGACCCAGAGUUUCCCGGGAAAGUUCGUACGUAUGACCCAGAAUACGAACAGCCAGCGAGAAGACCGCAUAGCGACGGCUCGGUGCGUGGCGCAUACAUGCAACUCGAGUUCUCCUUUCCAGGCCAACAAGACUUCUGGAAAGAUAAAGAUUUCGAUAUACUCAAGUAA